This is a messenger RNA of Lodderomyces orthopsilosis Co 90-125, 1719 nucleotides long. RefSeq names its product Pso2p (gene PSO2). Lineage: Eukaryota; Fungi; Ascomycota; Pichiomycetes; Serinales; Debaryomycetaceae. Gene Ontology annotation, molecular function: 5'-3' DNA exonuclease activity; damaged DNA binding. Bases 1 to 1719 code for a protein of 572 amino acids. The record is from RefSeq and is a predicted model, not a curated record. Gene Ontology annotation, biological process: protection from non-homologous end joining at telomere; interstrand cross-link repair; double-strand break repair via nonhomologous end joining. The transcript has a single exon.
AUGAGCACAUUUGAUGGAGAAAUUCGAGAAAUCCCUGGCGUAUAUGUCGAUAAUUUCAGUUACAAAGGGGGAGUGUUUUUUCUUACCCAUAACCACCUGGAUCAUUUAAAGAGUCUAUUGUCAAAUUCAUUUUGCGGUCGCGUGUAUUGUUCCCAAUUGACCAAAGAUAUUAUAGCGCUAGAUGGUCGCUAUUGUGAUAAAUUAAGGUACUUGGUAGUCAAGGAGUACAAUAAGCCAUUUGAAAUACAGACAUUUUGUACGUCGGUGACAGUGACAAUGUUGGAGAGUUAUCAUUGUCCUGGAUCGUGCAUGUUUUUAUUCGAAUGUGCCAAUGGGAUUUCAUGCCUUGCAACCGGCGACAUAAGAGCAGAAAAAUGGUGGGUCUCAUCACUCAUUAAGAACAGAUAUUUGUUUCCAUACAUCGCAGGGUUGAAAAAGCUUGAUCAGAUUUAUCUAGAUACCACCUUUUCAUAUCGCGGAGAGCCAUAUAUCUCAAUAUUGCCCAACAGUGAAGGAAUCAUGGCGCUAUUCGAGUUCCUAAAACUAUACCCGGUUGACAGAGAAAUUGAAUUUUCAUUUAUCGAUACAGUAUCGGGAUCAGAGGAAAUAUGGCUGCAGGUUUUAGAUCAUUUCAAUGGUACACUAGAUGCUGAUCCUUCAAUUAUUGAACGCAUGAAGUUACUCAACUACAAUAAUGGAAACUCAAACUCAAAAUUCACAGGACCUAUGGUUUUCAACAUUGGUAACUCGUACAAAGAUAGUCCACUAAUGAUCACGAUUAAGCAUUGCAUCGAUUUUAAUAUAGUAGACUAUGCCGGCUUUUAUCUCCCAAAAAAGCUUUGUGAUGUUGAUGCCUCCAAUCUCACCUUGAUUCGCAUCUUGAAUUCUGGGCACCAGAUUUAUUCAUACGACGGAAAAACCUGGCUACUACCUCUAAAUGGGAAAGAGCUACUACCUACAAACUUAAUGAUUAUGUUUUCUCGUCAUUCGUCCUACGAAGAGUUAAUUGAGUUCGUUAAACUAUUCAAACCGAAACUGGUCUUCCCCUGUGUUGAAUCGAAAGCAUCCUGGUUAAAUGGAUUCACGGUAGGGAGAGUGUUUGGCCGUGUUUGCUCCUCAUCGAAGCACUUGUUUGAUAUUGAAAACUUUAAGAAAUUCGGGCAGCCACUGCGCAUAGUGUUGGACCGACCAGUGUCAAAAAUAAAUCGGUGGUCGUUUGCUCAAUGCAUAGAGGAGGUCAAUUUUGUCAAGAAUUUUAUUACACAACCAGGACCAUUCAAAGGUCAAAUGAAGCCAGGCCAAGAUAGUGCCGCGCGAGAGUCAUGGUUUCAAGAUGUAAAUCUACAAUCAAUUAUAGCAGGGAGAGGCGAAGAAAAAUAUAAGCAAAUCAUCAAUUAUCAUUCAAAUAAUGAUCUACGUUUAAUUGUUUCCUCCGUGCAGGACAAACGCAAUCACAAAUUUGAUUCAGACACUGAAACAGAGUCCGUAUGCUCCACCGAUUAUGACACCGAUUCUCUGACGACGACAAACAGCUCAGUUAUUGCUUCAAGUUGCAAAUUCGAGAAGUCAUUUUCGGAGGUUCAAUCAAUGCCCGAUGGCAACUUCUUAUCGCCAAGUCUCAAUCUUCAUAAAAUCUCCAAAAUAUCGGAUGCCAUUCGGUUAGACCGAAGGUCUUGGAACUCAUUUAAACUUAAAUCAGUCAAUUCCAAAACACGUUGA